Molecule: messenger RNA, 1071 nt
Organism: Daucus carota subsp. sativus
Lineage: Eukaryota; Viridiplantae; Streptophyta; Magnoliopsida; Apiales; Apiaceae
Product: single-stranded DNA-binding protein WHY2, mitochondrial
Exons: 8
Coding region: 108-818 (236 amino acids)
Biological process (GO): regulation of DNA-templated transcription; defense response
Molecular function (GO): single-stranded DNA binding
Source: RefSeq, a predicted model, not a curated record
UUGCGAGUGAAAUCAGUCACUUCACUUGUGUCUGAAAAGUCAAAACCCAGGUAAAACCCUAGUAUCUCGCUCUCUUUAUCUUCUCAAACACAAUCUCUUAUCCGACUAUGACGUCACUUCUCCGACGCGCCCAACCAUUUCUCCGGCGAAAUGCAGCAAACCCUCGGAAAUGUGUUUCGAAUAGUUUGAUGGAACAGAGAGUUAUGACCAAGGCUUGCAUUUCUACUGCUAGUCAGAGUUUUUCGACAAAUGGGAAAUUGUCGGAUCGGGUUUUUGCUAAUUAUAAUAUUUACAAGGGGAAGGUUGCGCUUUCUGCUUCGCCAAGGCUCCCACAGUUCAGUAAAUUGGACUCUGGAAGUCUUAAAGUUGAUCGCCAAGGUACUAUCAUGCUUUCGUUCUCCCCUGCUAUUGGUGAACGCAAAUACGACUGGGAAAAGAAGCAGUUCUUUGCUUUGUCGACUACGGAGGUUGGAUCUUUGAUAAGUUUGGGUCCUAAUGACACAUGUGAGUUUUAUCAUGACCCUUCAAUGAAGUCGAGCAAUGCUGGCCAAGUAAGGAAGACGCUACAAGUGAAGCCAUAUGCAGAUGGUAGUGGUUAUUUUAUAUCUCUAAGUGUUGUGAAUAAUAUCCUGAAUAUCUCCGAUAGGUUCACAGUUCCUGUUACAAGAGCCGAGUUUGCAGUGAUGCGUACAGCUUUCAGUUUUAUUUUGCCCCACAUUUUGGGGUGGGACCGAUACAUUAAUCAGUCUGCUAAAAACACACAGGAGAGUGCUUCAAUGGUGGAUCCCCGAGUUAAGGAUCUGGAAUGGGAUAGGUGAAUAGCAUUUUGCAUAACACCAGGUAUAUACGUUUACUGGAGUUCUGUACUCAACUGCAUCAUAGGAAUAUGGGGAUGUAGUACUUGAGAACCUUUCUCUUGUGAUUUUGCACUUAGAAGUAAUCACUCUGUUAAACGGCUGCCUCUCAAGUUUAAAUGUAUGUCUUCGUCGCCAUUAAUCCCCUGCCAUGCAACUGAUAUUUUGUAUAAAAGAUCUUGUUUAUAAUGUUCUAAUUCCAGAUCACUUCCUCUUA